CGCGUACAACAUACCGACUUCUCUCAGUGUCGUGUGAGGCAGCGAAAGUACAACACCGGUGUUCAGCUCGUGUGUAGAAAAAAAAACCGACAAUAUUAUAACGAGGAAUAUUUUGACUGAAGUAGGACCUAAUCGGCUUCAGUCUCUAUACCGUGUAUAGACUAGGCCUUUAUUUAUUUAUAAAGGACAGUAGUGUUGUAUAUAAAGGAUAUACAUAUUAUACGUACCCGUUGAGGACCUCACCGUAGGACUUUAAAUUAUUUCUUAAAACCUUAGCCGUGUGUACUUAAUCAGAGGAGUACAUUCGCGUGUCAGUAAGCAGUGAGCUCCGGUCGGGGACAGAUCGGAGGGAACACGGCUAGAGGAUGGCGUCUAUACCGACCUGCCCCCGAGACAACGACGAACGACUCACGUGCGGACAGCAUGCAAGCGCGACAUGUAUGUCUCUACAUUACGGUCUACAUCAGGAUUGUGUAAUGGCGGACGGUUGGCUGACCUGCCUCGAUGUGACAAUGACCGAUAGCAACAUGAAAGUCUGCAACGAAAACUAUGGCGUCCAUAACAAUUCCGUGUGGGUACAAGAUGGAUGCGAGGCUAGCUUCGAAGCCUGCUACGUCACAGAUGUUUCCGGAUCACGACUUCGGCAGAGAACACUCGAGUGCCGAAACUUGGAUGAUACUUACAAAAUGUGUGAGGUAGAGGGCGCUAAGCUCGUCAAGGAUGUGGAAUUAAAAUAUGAACUACCCUCUCAUGGCACGUGUUCCAAAGGAAUUAGUUACGGAAUAUUCAACAACUCAAUGUGGAUUCAUUCAGGGUGCAAUGGGAUAUUUGAUAUUAAAUAUUACGAAGCUAAGUCCACUUCCCCACAUGGUGGAACGCUCGCCCCACCCCCAACACCCGUCCCUUCUACAACCCCGGCCCCCACACCAGCUCCUACGCCGAAACAUACAACGCCUUAUGUGAAGUACCCAUUUGACCCGGAGACUCCCCGACCACCUUACCAACCAACGCCCAUCCCGGGGCUCAGUAGCACCACACAUGGGACGGGUGCCACACCCUUCCAAGGCCGGGACAACCUUGUACCUAUCACUGUGGCGGUAUUCAUGGGCAUAUUUGUUGCCCUCUUGCUCAUCCUGUUUGCCGUCUUGUGGAUUUGUCGGAGAAAUACUGUUGUCAAGCGCCAUCUAGGGGACCCAGGUACCAGUGAAAAAUCAACACGUGACAGUGAUGAACUCUCGAAUGCCUACGAGGAAAUCGCCCCUGUGCUAGAGUUAUCCCGGUACGAAAAAUCACGUGAGGAUGAUCCUUUUUUGGCGGCAAAGUCGAACAAUUUAAAUAUGGAGCACAAUAACAACCCUCCACUACCGCCGAACAACUACUUUAUUCUGGAACCGCACACACCAGAUCCUCCCACCCCUAGGGGAUCAACAAUCAGCUCGUCCAGUCACGGUUACUACAAAGUGGAUCCGGGUGUUCCGCCCAUUAUGGCCCCGUCCUUUUUGGUUCCGUCUCAGGCGGGAGCCCCUCCUUACUACGGAGCUCCUCCCCUUCCGGACCCUCAUGUGCAGCCUUACGCUCAAACAAUGCUACAGUUGGACCACAUGUCCAAACCUUUUGUGAGGAACAUCCCUACAGCUCCACCUAGGGCGGACGAUUCUUGUUCAAUUCAGUUUUCUCCCGGGGAAACAAAAUUUGUGAAUUAUAACACGAAUCCGUCAACAUUUGUUCCGAUUCCACAGUACCCCUCCCUCCAUCGCCACAGUUCUAGGACAAGUGGCAGCCCUGACAGUGGGUACGAGAAAAUCGAGGAUCACUGGUGUGACCCAAGGCGGUCAAGUGGUUCGGCCACGCCAGACAGACACGGACAUUCGUCCACUCCGGACAGACUUAGUCAUUCAUCUACUUUGGAGCGACAUUGUCACUCAACCACUCCAGAUAGACUUAGCCACGCCUCCACUCUGGAGCGUCACUGUCACUCCUCCACGCCCGAUAGACUUUUGUUGGGGGAUUCACGACACAAGCCGACUUCCGGCGCGUACACUAGUUUUGAUAAUCACUCACAAUGUUAAAUUUUGCAUUUAUCACCGCCUUGUGUUAUUUUGAUAUCAAAUGUGAUCUUACGUGA
Mizuhopecten yessoensis (Yesso scallop) is the source of this 2125-nucleotide messenger RNA. RefSeq lists its product as uncharacterized. The transcript is spliced from 6 exons. The coding region runs from base 366 to 2069 and encodes 567 amino acids. Lineage: Eukaryota; Metazoa; Mollusca; Bivalvia; Pectinida; Pectinidae. The record is from RefSeq and is a predicted model, not a curated record.